Lymnaea stagnalis (great pond snail) is the source of this 15792-nucleotide messenger RNA. Lineage: Eukaryota; Metazoa; Mollusca; Gastropoda; Lymnaeidae. The record is from the annotation of a GenBank genome assembly.
AAGAACUAAAGCAAUAUAACACAACGAUACACACCCUUUUCAAACAAUGAUUUUAGUUAUUUAAUUUCAGAAAUGAUUUCAAAGUUUUGAAGCAAGAAACAUGAUUGCUUUUUCAAAAAAAGUGUUGUUGAUAAUCGUCUAUAUAAAAGGUAAUUUAAAAAUAUUUGGCACAACUUAAAGUUUGUAUGUGUAUAUAAAUAUAAGCGAGCAAAAGAUGUACAAGCAGAAAAGGACUUAAAUGUAAUGUGCUGGAGUGGAUAAUCAUAUGUAUAACACAUAUCUUUAAAUAACUCUUCAGUAGUAUAUUAUUCUAUCAAUAUGUCCUCGACACUGCCUUUAUCAAGCAAACAUUUCUAUUGAUACCUCAAUUUUAUCGUAAAAUUUAAAUCUAUCAUAAAAUACUCCUCAAACUAAUUUUUAUUUUAUUUCUGAAACGUUUAAAGCUUUCGAAUUCAUGAAAAUAUUUAUGUGGAAUGGUUUCUGUAAGCCUAGUUGUGUUAGAGUGUUUGGAUAAAAAAUAAGAUGAAAUUGCCCCACUUGGCCAUAGUGAUUUCGGUAUAGCCCUUUUUAAGAUAGUUUAACAAUAUAUCUUUAAGAGAUUUUCGACAGGUUCCUACAUUUAAAAAAAAAAAACCCAGAAAACAUAAGAAAUAUAAAAAUAUUAAUUAAAAGAAUAACGGGGAGUUACUUUUAUGUUUAUAUUUAUCGGAGAACGUUGAUAUGAGGGAAAGAAUUGAAUUGGGUUGUUAUAUUUGGUGGGUGUGUAUUCUUCUCUAUUUGUAAAAUUAUAAACGUAAUGAAUAGUGGAAAAUCCUUUUGGUUUUGGUUUGCGUAUUUGAGAAAUGAUUUUCUGGAAUCAUAUUGGUAUAAAUAAUAAAGUUGAACAAAUGUAAGACCUUAGAUAAAUCCUUUAAAUAUGAUUAGUUACAUGUGUAAGUAUGCUAAUGGAUGAUACUAAAAAAAGGUAAAUCUAAAAAACAAAUCCAUAACUGAAUUAUAAAAAUAACCUGUCAUUUUAUGAAGAUAGAAUAUAUAUGUCUUACAAUUUAAAUAAAUUUCUAUUCACACAGUGAACACACAUGCGCAGACCAUAGAGUUAAAGCGUUACAGACAACAAGAUGCUAAAACACAGUGUACCAAGGGAAUAAUAAACGAUAUUGAUACUGUUGUAUUUAUAGCUAGAAUACAUUAUCAUCCUGAUAGCCAUAUACAAAUGUUUUAUCAACAAACAAACAGCUCAAAAUUUACUUUUGUAAGUUUCUUAAUUUUCUUUUUUUAAUUUAUAUUUAAACAAAAAAGUUAUUUUUAAAAAUGAGAUAUGUUUAUCUUUAACAUUACUUCCCAAGACAUAUAUUGUAUCCAUUCUAUAUAAAAAUAUCUUUAUAAUUAUUAUUAUUUUCAUUAUUAUUAUUAAAGUGGUUUUGUACAGCGCCAUACACCAGCCAAUGACUAGGUUCACCGCGUUUCACAUCAAAUUUGCAAAAAGAAAAAAAAAUGAAAAAUUUCAUUAAAAAACAGUUAUGCAAAACAUUCUUUUAUAAACAGCUGUUUUAAAAUAUUGACCGAGCCUACUCAAGUGCUAUUACCCCUGUCUAACCAUAAACGGAAGCAAGCAGCGUUGAGUGUUAUCAGUCAAACGGGUGGGAGAGAAUUGGUUGCAAUGGUUGAGUUUGAAGAGAUGUGUCAUAAUAGAUACUUUGAAAUAUAUCAACAAGUAAAUCCAUUUAUCAAUUGAUAUAGCCGAUCUAUGUAUAUUUUCUAUUUAACCAUGUGUCCUUAUAUCUAUCUAUGUAUCCAUGUGUCUAUCUGUCUAUCUAUAUUACACUUCACUGUCCGUAAUGAAAUAUCGGUGGAUUAAGAAUACAAGAUCUAGAAGUUCAAUAAUUUAAAUAGCUAUAUCUAUUGCAUUUUUAAAUAGAUUUAAAAUGGACACAUUUUUUAUUUUAACUUUAUAAGUGAUCUGAAGAAUUUUAAAGGGUCCCCAUACACUGGCAAAACUUAUUCGGUACAAUUAUUGAAUAGGUCAAAUUCGGGUCCCUUCAUUCAAAUUAAAAGCAUUAUAUUUAUAUCAGUGCAUUUAGUUGAAUAAAUUGUUGUGUUCGAAAAAUAGUUAAUUUUAAAAAAUUAUUUGUUACAGCUUUCGAAGAGGAUAUUAAAUUUAAUCUAGAAUAUUCAAGAAAUUUCAAUAUAGUUCUAUUGGGGAAAAAAAGGGAUCUAAAAACUUAUUGUAUCGUUAACGAGAUCCUGCAUUAAACUAAACGAACCGGUAAAGCUGUACCAUCCGGUCACUGGAGCGAACCGGGAUCGGAAUCCUAUCAGGAAAUCUGAUCCCAUCAGAGAAUAGGUUCCCACUGGGAAAAGGGAUCUUAACGCAAUCGGCAUUCGAACGGGAACGGGAUCCCACUGGGAUCGCAAUCCUAUCUGACGACUUAAAUCGACAGUGAUCAGGAUCGGCCCGGUAUCAGGAUCCAACCGGAAUCGUGAUUCCACCGGGAUUACGUUACCUCCAAAUUCGGAAUAUCAUGUGGAUCGGGAUCCCAACAAUAAACAUUAUUCUAACGGGAUCUGGAUACUAACGAGAUCGGGAUCUUAAAAGGAUUGGUAUCCAUUCGGGAGGGACACACACCGGUAUUGGAAUCCCACUAGGAUCGGCAUCUCAUCGAGAAACGAAAGGUUUACAAACGUUGUUUUUAAUGUUUUUUAUAUGAGAUAAAUUUGUUUUCUAUUUACUUGGCGCUUUAUUUCAAUGUUUAUUAAAAGGCUUUAGACGUUGUAGUUUUUCCGAAUGCUAUCCCGGGCAGCACCGUAUGUAUUAACUAGUAGCUUAAAUAAGGAAAACUGAAAUUUGGCCCCACGGCCCCAAAGGUUUAGUUAUGAUGAGUUCAGUAUUUGUAUAUGCAUAAUUAAGUGUAUGUGUACUAAGUUUGAUCUAGAGUCAACCAUUCAUGUAGGAGUGUUUGUUGGUAAUUGUAAUUAUAUUUCUAAUAUGGAAAAAACGAAUUCGGAGCCUCCUACACUAUUUUUUUUUCUUAAUUCAAUGCCCUAACUAUUGAUUCUGUAUUAUGAUGAAUAUUUAUGUUUGGUCAAAAUCCAUCGAACAAACAAAUCGAUAAAUCCCCAUAUUUUCACGUAUAUAUAUAUGAUUUUAUUACACGAUUUUAUUUUUUUGUUAUUUUGUUAAUUUUUUAUCAAUUUGUUCGUGGCAAAUAUUUUAACUAACAUUUUCGGCAUGUUCCUUUCGACAGAUUCACUUAAAAUUGUGCAUGAUUAAUAAAUCUCGAUAACAAAACAAACAUCCAUGAUCAGCAGUUCACAAGUAACCUCAAUAUCCCCGUCAGUAAACCGUUCGGGUCUAAUCUUGCAUAAACAUAAAUAUAACAUCACCAUUGCCUGUGUAAAUGACCAGAGGACUAAGAGUUUAUUCUUCGCACCCCCACCCCCAUUUGUAUUGUCACAAGAUGUUAACAACGCUGACAUUUCGGGGAAAUUUACGUAAAACUUGUUAGUAAAAGUUUUGAAUAAUUUUAUAAUUUUAUUAAUUUUUUUUUAUUUUAAAAUGUUUUAUCUACUGCGAUGUCGUUUUCAUUUGCCUUGCGGAAUGUAUACAUCAUUUUUGUAAAUUGAUAUCUAAAUAUCAUUUUACAUUUAUGUUUUUAUGCUUAAAAAUAUGCAUUUAUUUAAUAUUACAUUAGAUGGCUAAAUUUUUAUAUCUAUGUCUGUUUAAAAAAAAAAAAAUUGUAAAACAUAACAUGUUCGUUUAAAUAUUUACAACCACAAAAUUAAGUAGUGCUAACCAUGUUCUUUCUAUGUUUUUUAUUUAAAAAAUAUGUUUGCAUCAAUAUGCAUCUUUAAUUCUGUUUAAAUAUAUUAAAUAUUUCGUCUAGAUUUUAACAUUACCAUUGGACGACUUACUUAAGACUUCUGGAAUAAAUCACAUGCCAGAGACUGAUUUCAACAUUUCAAUUCCUAUUCCUGCAAAAACUGAAUAUAGUGAAUUGGCUAUUCAUGCUAAGUUGAUGCGUUCGCAGUCAGAGUUUGUCACAAGUUCCAUUCAAUAUUUUCCUGAAAUAUUUGGUAAGACAUGUUUUGUUCCAAAAUAUAAUAGUAUAAAUGAAAAUUGUUUGAAACAGCGAACUUGGGCUUUAUAAUUAAUGUAUUUUAUUAUUUGAAAAUAAUAAAUAAUGCAUUUACAUAUUUAAUAGUCAUUUGUAAACAAGUACACACAUUUUUUUAAAAAGAUUUUGUUCAAUUAUCAUCUUUCUUUUAACAAAGAAAGUAUAGAAGUUAUUCGUUAUUUACUUUCAGUUACAAUAUUUUUGUCAAUGUAAUUUAUUAACUUUCGCUAUAGAAUAUUCUUGUUAAUUUAUAAUCGUUUACGCAACUUUAACUCAUUAAUAUUAUUAACAGAUUUUCAAUGUUUUUUCUUAAUUAUAUAUAUUACUAGCGAGAACCCGGCAUGCUUUGCAAUGCCUCUCAAAGAAAGAAAGUUUUUGCAUUUUAAUUAUGUCUUUUCAAGAGCUUUUAAAUACAUAAAGUUUUUUUCUUUUUUUCCGUCUGGUACAUACACGAAUAAAUCAGAAGGUUUUCCGACGCCAGAGCAUGCAACAUACAUUGGCCCAUGGGAGUAGCAUGGGUAUUACAAAUUUCGUCCUUAAACUUGUAGUGAUUUUUCCUGUGCAAACGCGUGUCGCACCGCAAAAUGCAGACGUUUGAAUUCAAUUGGCAUCAUUUGGAUGCGUGACAACAGUACAUCAGCUCCUUUAAAUUGUCCAUUUAAAAUAGUAGCUUCAGCUUCAAUGGUAUUUUUCAUUAUGUUUUUCAUUGAAACUUGUUACCGUUGUAAAGUCGUGGCUGAUUUUUGUUUCAUUAAAGAAUGAUAGGCACGCCAAUUUUCAAUGUUAAAACGUGCGAUGGAAUGCCUGGCAAGUGAAGUGAUUGGAUAAUUGACAACUUCGUCUUAAUUCAAUACAAUAACGAUGGACUUAACGAUGUCGUUUCGACUGGAAUUUCAUUUUGAAUGCUUAAGUUGAUUGCAUUGUAAUCGUUUUUUUUUUGGCUGAAAAUAUAGCACGUGCACUGAGCCACUGAUGAUUUUUGUAAUAAUGUGCGAUAUUUUGAAAAAAACUGUACGUGUGAAUUCGUCGGUGGUAGCUAUUGUUUUACAGAAGCUUGUUGGCAGUAUAAAACAUUGAAUGGAUCCAUCAAUUGCCAUUUUUCCAUUUCCAAUGUCCAACAAUUAUUUUACGAAACGUUCAGCGGAUGCAUCAUCAUGUAGUUCUACACGCAUAAUCGUCUUCAAAGACAAUUUCUGUACAUGCCGCCAUAAUACUGAUGAUUUUAGACAUGCAUUUAAAUCACCAGCAGCUGUUGAGGCCACCAUCCAAAAGAGUUGCUGCAAUUCCAGAUGAUGCAAGUGCAAUAUUUUUUUGUAAUCGUAUUAUUGCCAUAAUGAGUGAAAUUAGGAAAGAUUUUCCUGUGCCUCCGGGCACAGCUAGGAAAUAUAGUCCACUGAUUUGAUUAGUAAUUGCAUGCAUAAUUCUGUAAUACAAUAUGAGUUGUUUUGGGACCAAUUGAGGAAGAUUCAUCCAAACAAAUAUACCUAAUUCUUCUAGAUCAAAAUGCGUUUCUCAUUUCAAAUCACGAUUAAAAAGCUUGUUUGCAGAUCGAUUCGGACAAGUCAUUGCCAACACUACCAGUGCUUUGUUAGAGAUUGCCAAACACAUGUCCACAAUCGAAACCAAUGCUUCAUUAUACACUUUUGGUUUAAAUUUAACGUCUAGAUUUUGAUUCGUUGAAGGCAAACGAUAUAGGAUAUCUUCACUCAGGUAGUCUUUGUAUUUCUACCACAGAUCUUUUGGAUUGAAUGGGAGCAAGUUUUCAAUAUGAUUGCAAACAAAGUGCAUAUUUGCGGUUUUUGAGCAACAUUCGUUGCAUCAGAGAUACCAACAUUGAUGAUAGAUCCGGUGGUGCAUGUAAUUCUGACAAUUUCACUUUCUCACCCGCACAGAAAAUUCCCGGUGUUUCUUUCUUAAAUUUGAGGGCACUGCAAUACACGCAUAAUUGAUCGGUUUACCCAAUAACCACACUUGGAUGAAGACUGUAAUCAUAAUUAGCAUGCUAAUGGAAUGCACUAAUAUUAAUUUAACGUGCAGUGUUCAUCUGGAUCGAGCAGUGCGUACUCUAACGGAGUCCAGUCUUGUUUCUCGCUGCUCGAUUGUUUCAGACAAAUGGAUUUCAGCAUGGCUUACUCGUGUUGUUUCGAUUCUUAAUUCCCGUUGCUCGACUGUAUCAGAUGAACGGGUUUUAGCAUUACGUACUCGAGUGGUUUCUAGUCUUGCUUCCCGUAGCUCCACGUUUCAGAAAAUCGGGAUUACUUUUCCUUUCAGGAUUGAGGUGUAGAUAGACCAAAAGCUUAUCCUUUAGGUAGCAUUAUUGAUUUGACAGCGAAUGCAUUGCUUUGUGAGGAAUAUAAAAAAUGCAUGUGAUAUGUAGUACUAUCGAGUACCCACCAUGCGCUGCAAAUCCUUUCAAAGAAAGAAAAUGUUUACAUUUAAUUUUGUUUAUUGUCGAGCUUUUAAAUACACAAUGUUUUUUUGUUUUUCCGUCCCGUGCAUACACGUAUAAAUCAGAAGGUUUUCCGACGCGAGAACAGGCCACAUAUAGCUGUCCAUGGGAUAAGCAUGGGUUUUCCAAAUUUCGUCCGCAAACUUAUAGCAAUUGUCCCUGUGCUUUGUGAUGAUCAUUGCAAAUGCGAGUUUCACCGGAAACUGCAGACAUUUGAGUUCAAAUGGCAUAUCUGUUGAAAUCAUUGGGAUGCGUGGCAAAAGUACAUCUUCUCCUUUAAAUUUUCCAUUUAAAAUAGUAGCUUCAAUGAUAUUGCUUUAUAUAAUAUAUAUAUAUAUAUAUAUAUAUAUAUAUAUAUAUGAUAUAUAUAUAUAUAUAUCAUGGUUUUCACUGAUAGCUUGGUACCAUUGCAAAGUCGUGGUUGAUUAAUAUUUCGUAAAAACAUGAUCGGUACGCCAAUUUUUAACGUUAAAAUGUGUGACGGAAUGCCCAACAAGUUAAGUGAAUUCAAGAAUUAUGUUUGAUGAUUGACAACUUCGUCUAGAUUAAAUACAGUGUCGAUGGACUUAUACGUUGUUCUUUCGCCUGGGAUUUCAUUUUGAAUUCUUAAGUUGAUGGCAUUGAAAUCAUUGUUUUUGGCUGCUAAUAUAGCACGUGCACUGAGCUACUGAUGAUUUUUGUAAUGUACGAUAUUUGGAAAAACAUUUUGAAUCAAUUCGUCAAUGUUGAUUGUAAUUUUACAGAAGCUUGUUGGCAAUGUGAUUCAUUUUGUUGAUUCUUCUUUUGCCAUUUUCCCAUUCCCAAUGUCCAAUUAUUGUUUUGCCAAACGUUCAGCGGAUGCAUCAUUGUGUAGUUGUACACGCAUAUUUGUCUUCAAAAUUAAUUUCUGUACAUGUUGCCACAAUACUGAUGAUUUAAGACAUGCAUUUAAUUCAUCAGCUGCUGUUGAACGUGGUAUAACGGGUAAAGUUUGUCGAAAAUCUCCGAAGAGCUUUUCAUCUCCUCUCAAAUCUUUUAGUGUACGAUGAAGCGCUUCCAAUGCUUUUUUGUUUGCCAUAGUACAUUCGUCCCAUAUAAUGAGUUGACACGAUUGGAGUAAUUUACCCAUUCCAGAAUUUUUAUUUAUAUUGAAUGUGGCUAUCUCAGUUAUUUGCAUAUUCAAUGGCAAUUUCAGAGCUAAAUGGGCCGUCCGACCACCAUCCAAAAGAGUGCUUUUUUCCAGAUUAUGCGAUAGCCAGUGCAAUAUUGUUUGUGAUCGUAUUGUCGCCAAAAUAAGUGAAAUUAAGAAAGUUUUUCCUGUGCGUCCGGGCGAAUCUAGGAAAUAUAGUCCAUCACUUUGUCUGGUAAUUGCAUGCAUUAUUCUUUCAUACACUAUGAGUUUUUCUGGAGCCAAUUUUGGAAGAUUCACCUGAACAAAUAAUUCUUCGAUGUCAAAGUGCUUUUCUCGUUGUAUAUCCCGAUUGGAAAGCUUGUUUGCAGAUUUAUUAGCAGAAGUCAUUCCCAACUCUACCAUUGCUUUGUUAGAGAUUGCCAAACAUAUGUCCUCAAUCGAAACCAAUGCUUUGUUAUACACGUUUGGUGAAAAUUUAAUGUCCUGAUUUUCAUUCGUUGUACGCAAAUGAUGUAGGAUGUCUUCACUCAUGUCGUCUUUGUAUUUCUCCCAAAGAGCUUUUGGAUUGGAUGGAAAGCAAGUUGUGUAUAUGAUUGCAAACAAAGUGCGUAUUUGCUGUGGUUUAGCAAUAUUCGAUGCAUCAGAGAGCGAAGUAUCCCAAUGAGCAUCAUUGUCCAAAAGUUUUAAUUCUUUGCAAGCUUCACGAUAAGUGGCACAUACUUGAUCGUUUACUGUUCUCAGUUCUUGGAAGGAUGCUGAUUGUCCAGUUAACAAAAGUUCUUGUAUUUUCACCCACGUAGGGUUGCACGUAAAUGUAAUAAAAAAAAUAUGGGCGCCAUAUGCGCGAACAUAAGUCAUUGCAUCUUGUGCGUAUUCAUGAAUGUGUCGUGGAGUUCCAGUAAAUGUCGCAGGAAGUUUAACUAUUUUCCCGAAUUCAUUUGGAUUCACAUUGCAAUCAUUCACAAUUGCAUCAUGUAAAUAAAUGUACACUUCGGAACGUAACUUGCUUUGAUUUAAUCAAAUGUAGAUGAAUCGUUCGGUUUUGAUUUUCACAUACAUAUCAACAAUGUAUUGAUGGAAUAAUUGUUGACAUUUCAAGAGAUGAUUUUCGGCACUUACACGGAUCAUCAAUCGAUAUGAAUAGUAUUUCAUGGCACUGACUUUCUUCAUCUGUCUGUGUAUUUCUCAAUUUUAUUUUAAAAGAAUAUCCCUCUUCUCCUUGUCAAAAUAAAAUAGGAUAUUGCAAUCAAACGUAUGAGCGAUGAGUUUCUGAGACUCGCUGAACAUCGCCACUUCUGCGAUGAAGAAUUAUAUCACGUGAGUUAAAUUCUUCGCCAAAUAUAACGAUCGCCACUUCAUCAAUUGUUCGUGCAUUGUAUUGUCUUUCGUGUUGGCCGACAGUUGUUUUGUCUGCUCUAACUAUGACUUUGUAGUCAUAAGAGGGCAUCUUUUCAAGUGCAAUUCUAAACAUUGGAAUUAAUUCGUUUUGUUGCAAAAAUAACGUUUGAAAUGCAGCAACGAUUUCUCGUUUAGUGCCUGUAUUGAUAUGACAACGUUGAUCGAUUUGUUCAUCAGUAUUCCCCAUUAAAUACAUUUGAAGAAAUUUGUGAUCUGUGUUUUGCAUUGGCAUCAAAGAUCAUGCACGAUGAUAAACUUUGGCCUUGCACUUUUAAUGUUGGCAUGUGUUUCUCACACACGAUAUUUGUUGCAACGAACGAUGUAAUUUGGAAAAAUGUAAUGUACUUGCGUAUGUUUGCAGAGAAAUGUUUCGAUUGGCUAUUGUCACCUGAUACCAACGUUGAUAAUGGUUCCGGUGGUGAAUGUAAUUCUGGCAAUUUCACUUCCCACCCGCGCAGCAAAUUCCCGGUGUUUCAUUCUUAAACUUGAGGGCACUGUAAUACACGCAUAAUUAAUCCAUUUUUCCAAUAACCACACUUGGAUGAAAAAUGUAAUCACAAUUUGCAUCGUAAUGGAAUCUACUAAGAAUUAAUUCAGUUUGCAGUGUUCGUCUGGAUCGAGCGGUGCGUACUCUAUGGGAAUCCAGUCUUGUUUCUCGUUUGCUCUACUUUUUCAGAUGAACGGGUUUGAGCCUUGCGUACUCAAGUCGUUUCUUAACCUGCUUUCUUUUGCUCGACUGUUUCAGAUGAACGGGUUUGAGCAGUGCGUACUCGAUCGGUUUAUUGUCUUUCUUGUCUUUGCUCGAAUGUUUCAGAUGAACGGGUUUGAGAAUUGUGUACUCGAGCAGUUUCCAAUCUAUUUUCUCGUUGCUUGAAUGUUUCCGAAGCGCGUGAUGAUUUUUUCUUUCGUGCUUGAGGUGUAGAAAAACCAAUAGCUUUUCGUUUGGGUGGCAUAAUUGAUUUGACGGCGAAUUUAUUGCUUUGUGGCGAAUAUUACAAAUUCAUGUGAUAUCUGUCCUUAACAAUGGUAUUUCACAAUUAACACAACUUAUUAGGUUACACACAAAAUGAAAUAUCAUUUUUAGUAAUUGAUUAAUUUAAUUUACAAUAUUGCUAACUUUAAUAAUUUUCACACGUUAGGCUCUUCCAUCUCGAUGCACGAAAACCUUGCACAAUAGGUACCUUUAUUGUUGGCAGGAGAGUUUCCGUUGUGUAGCUUCACAUUCAAUUACAUAAAUCAUAAAUUCCAGCGUUAAAAUUACGAUAUUACCAUAGUUCAUUACCUGCGUUGACAAGUGUGUUAUUUAAUUACUUAAGAAACCAUCGAUUCAUGUAAAAUUUCAUUACAUAACACAAAACAACUCCGAAAUUAUAAGACUAAAUUUAAGAAAUACUUUUAAUUUAAAAAAAAAAAAACAACAACAUGUGUUAAACUUCAUAUCCGAUUCUAAAAUGCAUCACAAAAUUUAAGCUGAUUUAUAAAAUUAACAAAAAUACUGUCUACACUAAAAAUGAAAAACGUGUUUUCUCUGCUUUACUACAAAUGUGUAAUUUGGUCAAGGAGGUAGUGUUGAUAGCUCCGUUUAAAUUAUAUUGAUGAGGCUCAUUUAAGAAAACGAAAAAGAAUAUUGUAAAAUGGUUGUACUAAGUUAGAAAAAUUUGCGAGUGGAUUCAGCUCCAUCCACACAUGCAAUAGUUCUGUUUGAAAUUAUAGUUAUAAAACUCUUAGAAAAGAAACGAAAUUAUGGUCACUGGCCCAAACGGAAUAUUGUAAAAGGUUUUUCAAAUUUAGAAACAUUUUCGGUAGUGCGCAUUUCAAUUGAUUGCGUUUAAUCACAAUCGCAUAAAUGAUUUAGAAAUGUGUCGGACAUUAUAUAGUUAAUAAAAGGGUGGAAAACGAAUGUUGGGCCCCCGGCCACAAACGGAAUAUUGUAGAAUUGUUGUAUUACUUCAGAAACCUACGUAAUAUUUCACACACACAAUUUAAUGUCACUAUUUUUAAUUUAUUAAAAAGCUAUCCAUCCGUGCAUUAGCUCAGUUUUAUCGCAAUCGCUUGAAUGGUGUAGUAGCGCAUACAGUUUGAAAUUAUAUGUAUAUAGUUCAUGUUAGAAAAAACGAACAUAGGGCCCCCGGCUCAAACUUGAAUUUUUUGUAAACGGUUGUAAUAAUUUAAGAACCUUUUGUGGGAGAUUGCACAUCUCACUAAAGUUUUAUCGCAUUCUGGAAAAUGGUGUAGGAGCGCUUAUGCAAAUUAUUUUUUUGCAAAGCUCAUAUAAGUAAAAAUAUUAAUUUGGGUCUAACGGCUGAAAACGGAAUACUUUAAAAGUGUCGCAAUGAAUGAGUAAAAUGCGCAGGCUUAUUGAUAACAACUCACCAAAGUUUUGUCGCAAUCGCAUUAAUCAUGUAGGAGCGCAUACGGUUUGAAAAUAUAUGUAUAUAGUUUAUAUUUUUUAAAAAUGAACAUAGUGCCCUUGGCCCCAAACAGAAUAUUUUGAAACGGUUCUAAAAAUUCAAAAACCUUGCGGUCGUGCUGGCGCCAACAUCUUACCAAUUUUAAUGUAAUGGGAUAAAUGGCGUGGGAGCGCAUGCGAAAAUUAUUUUUUACAUAACUCAUAUGAGAAAAAGUACGAAUUAAGGGCCUAUGGCCGAAAACGGAAUAUUUUUAAAGUGUUUAAAUAAUACAGUCAAAUGCUACCCCUUAUGAAAAACACCUCAUCAAAGUUUUUUUGCAAUCGCAUAAAUGGUGUAGGAGAACAUACGGUUUGAAAAUAUAUUUAAAUACUCAUGUAAGGAAAAUGCAACAUAGACCCCUGGCUCAAAACUGAAUAUGAUAAAACGGUUGUAAUAAUUUAUGAACAUUUACAGGCAUGCUCGCAACAUCUCACCAAAGUUUUAUCAGAAUUGGAAAAAUGGCGUAGGAGCGCAUGUGGAAGAUAUUUUUUACAAAGCUCACAGAAGAAAAAAAAACGAAUUUUAGGCCAUCGGCUAGAAACGGAACCUUUUAUAAGGUUGUUAAUAUUUUACUUCAAUGGCCAUUUAUUUGGACAACAAUUGACCAAAGUUUUGUUCAAAUCGCAUAAAUGGUGUAGGAGCGCAUAUAAGACAUACAGACAUACACACAUUCAUUUUGAUAUAUAUAGAUUGUUUUUAAGAUAAUCUUUAAACGUAUGUCCCAUAAUUAAUAUCUAUCUAAAUUUUAAGAAGUCACUAACGCAAUUAUUUCAAAAUCUUUACAAUCCUAUUAAGCCAACCGUUUUCUAAAUGCUUUUAUCUUCAAUUCAUGCUUUAUUUCUCUUACGCAGUAUGGGAAAAUUGUCAUUUCGUUUUGCUAUGAAAACCGGGGUUUUAUAAAGUAAUUAAACAAUCAGCAUCUUCUAAGCAUUAAACAAUAAGCUCACAGACUAUUUCCGCUUCCCAUAUAAUGGGCAGUAUCCGUCAUUGUCGAGAAAUAUGGUUUGGGUUUUAGAGCUAAGUUCUUGUUUUCGGUUCUGAACUUGAACUAUCUGGACAAUUUAAAGAAUAUCAAUGUACAAAAAUGUGUUUAACAAGCAUAGUAAUAUAAUUUAUCUACCACCUAUCCCUCUUAUCACUAAAAGUCUAAUUUUUUUUAUAUUGCCCUCACACAUUUUGAUGACGUUAAUUAUCAAACAUUUAUAUAGCUUUUUUUUUUUUCUUGUUUUUUUUUGUUUUUAGUUUUUUUUAAUAUAUAUUUUAUUUACCUGGUUUUGUAGCCAAAUUUAUGUAAAUAUAUUACAAUCAUUAAAUUAUACUAUACUAUUUUACUUUUUAGCGAAUUAAAUGACAGUCUAUUGUAAAAUCAGUUUUGUUACAUAUACCUUCAUUUUACAAAUAUAUUACAGACUCGAAAUCUACAAACGGAACACUUUUUAUCAAUGGAAAGAAAACAAGCUAUAGUGAAAAGCAUUUUGAAAUAAAAGUGCCUGAGUGUAUAUCAAACUCUGAGGAUAAGUCAUGUAGGUUAAACGUCUUAUUUUUCUGUGAAAGUCAGGCAUCACCGUGUUUAGUCCAGUUGAAAUCUGACAAAUUAAAUAAAGUUGCAUUGGGAGAACGUUUUGCCUCAUUGGAUAUACCGUAUACAAAAGAGGAGGAAAUCAACAUUUACAUAUCAUAUGCAGCUUGUAGAUGGAUCAACCAGAACGAAAUCCAGGUUACAAUUAAAACGGGUAAGCUAUGCUACUUUUUAUUUUGUUACAUAAGCAGACUUUAAGCUUAAAGUAAUAAAUGGACUAAACACACAACUGAAUGAGAUGUUUUAUUAGCAAUAUGUUGUCCAUUUUAAGAUUAUCUUUCAACUUGCCCAGGCUCCAAACCCCAAAAGUAGGACAAAUAUUGAAGGAAUACAUUACAACACAAUACAAUUUAAUAGUGUCAAAUUUAAUUGAAUUUCGAUUAAAAUGUUAAUUUAAAUAAGAAAAAAAAAAGUUUACUUUAAUGAAUAUACAUUGGAUAUAUAUAUAUAUGGAUCUCACAAUUAUUUUAAAAUAGGAUUAUAAUUUCAUUUAGAAACUGUAACCUACUUCUACUAUUCUAUGCUUUAGAUUGUCUUUAUAAAGUGGUGCCUUAAUGUAUUGUCUUGUUUAUUGUUAAAUAACAGCACUCCUAAAUCAAAAUGUUUAGUUAAGUGAAUUAUAUUCAUUUGCAAGAAAGUCCUUCUUUGACCAAGGCAUAAAAAUGAGAUGAAAGUUACUCAGACGCCUGAACUAUAAAGACGAUGUCUGAAACUUUGGGGCCAGGUUUAAAUAGGGUAAUCGUCAAGACCAUUGCAUGGAUCUUUUUAACCAUGGAUUUAUCACACAACAUAAAAUAUUAAUUAAAUACGAAGCAAAAAUUGUUAUUUCCCAGUGUUGUUUACAAUAUUAAAAUAGUAAAAAAAAAAUAAAAACAGUAGCAUCACUAGGGGGAGCGGACCGCAACGAAUGACACGCUUACAGCGUAUUGACACUAAAUGAAAAAUUGUAAACUUUGACCUGUUUGUUCAAGCUCAUUUCAAAACUAAACUCUGUAAAUUACAAGAGCAGUGUGUCUCCCAAAAAAGGGUACCACAAAAUGAAGCUGCCACCAUAGCUGUAGCUAGUGUACUUUGGAUAUGCGGAUAAGAGUUUUAAAUUUUGUACUCCUUAACUUUGAAAAUAAUCUUUUCAUCGAUAAAUCUGGUCUUGCCCUAUGGGUCCCUUGUUAUCAUCUGCCCGAUUAGUCUUCCACUGGUUUCCACCACUGUGGCUAUUUUGGCGCCUCGUUCGCUUUCAUUCAUCUUUUCUGGUGAAUGAACUUAAGAUGACCCUAAGUUCGGCUUUGCUAUUAGUAAGCAGUGACGUAUUAGUUAUGAUCUCACCUUAACCUCAGCUACAAUAGGAUAAAAUCUAUGGUCUGUUUCAUGAUUCAAAAUUUUCAGAAUAUUGUGGAAGCAGCGGAAAGCGAGUACAAUGUGUAUUUUUUUUUUUUAGAAUUGUCUAAAUCAUUAGGCAAUAUAAAGGCAAGGACCUUCCCCUGGGACUCCGGUUUACAAGUCUGUAGUGGCUUGCGAAUUGGGAGGCGACAGGGGCCAUUCGACCCCGUCAACGUUACUCAGGGAACAAGACAAUUGUGGCGCGUCCUGCAUGGGCAGACAAGGGACAUGCUCGGUACCUGCCAUAAAUAAAACAUCAUCUACAGUGCAGCCAGCUGUGACAAUUCACAAAUGGAUGUAAAGGUAGAGACAAGGUAGGGAUCAUGAUUACAAGUUGCCGUUAAAGGAUAUGGGGCGAGAGGCGAAGGUGGUAAACUCUGGCAUACGAUUCUUAGUAUGCAGCCCUAAGAAGCUGGUCUAAGGCAACCAUUUAGUUCCAUCUACUUCGCAAGAUAGUUGCGUCAAAAAAAAAAAAACACUGUACAAACACUCUUAAAGGGCGUCAAAUGGACCCCCGGGAUGGGUGGGGGAAGAUAUUAGGACGUAAAUUUACCAUCCCAACUCCUAGGAAAAUCGUUCGUGUGCACAGAAUGCGAACAUAGUGUCGGACCGACUGAGUGUUUAUCGAGUGGGGCGGCCUCCAGCAGAACCCGAUCUAGUGGACUCGGGUGGUGGCUGUCCUGGCAAAAAGACAUUCCAAGGAGCCGCUUUGCGGCACAUACCGGGUAUAGUGGGGGGGGGGCCUCUGGGGCAGGAAAAAGAGCAUUAGUUCGAAGGCCAGCUAACGCCAUUUCUUAAUGUGACAUUUCAAUGGCAGGGAACAGACGAAGAGACGAAUGACGAGCGUUAUUUUGAACGUAUGCUUUUAUUUUGCUAGAGCGAUUUAUUAUCUAUGUGUGUGUAGGUUCCUUUUCACAAUCGCACAAUUUUGCACACUGUACUUGUAUAAGCCAAUCGUUAUACGUUAGGCCAAUAUCUUGAAUAGUAUUUCUUUUUGAUUUUAAAAUUUUUAAUCAACAUAAAAAAGUAAUAAUUGUUAUUAGUUCUGGUUUGAGUAUGGUAUUCUUUGCUAUUGUUAACAUAUGAUAUCGUCUUUGUUGUGUACUGUUUUAGAAUGAGCCAUACAUUUCCCUAAAUAAAAGAUUUAUUCCUGCAUGCUAAUAAAAGUACGUAGUAAAAUUGGGUUACCCGUCCUUGGAUACUUUAAUAUGCAUUUUUUUUAUUUCUCAUUAGCACCAAAAACAAAAUUGAUUUGCUUGUCUUUAGAUAAUUUGAAUCCAAAACUUUUUUCAUUACUACAAUAAUAAAUGGAG